AUGUCCUCUCUUGCAAUAUCGCUUGUCCUAGCAAGGCUAGUGCUCGGCGAUCUCACGCCUGUCGCGCCCGGUCCCGGAGAGUCAUUCACGGCUGGCUCGGAAUGUACUCUUCAAUGGGACGCAGAUACCACUGGGGCGUGGAAGAAUGUCAGCAUCGACUUGAUGUCUGGAUCGAACAACAAUAUGACCGCGGUCACAACUGUCGUAUCUUCUCUUGACGGGACCAACUCUAGCCUCUCACCUUACUCGUGGGUAUGCCCAGAAGUGGAUCCAUAUUCAGACAUAUACUUUUAUCAGUUCACCAACGGCGAGAAUCACACGGACGCUAAAUGGACCGCCCGAUUCACGAUUGCGUCUCCAUCGAAUACCAGCGUCCCGCCGGUGUACUUGCAGCAGCCUGAUGGUGACCCUGUGCCAUGGGGCAACGGCGUCCUUGUGCUUUCAGGCUCUGCAAACGUGACAUCAAAAUUUGCGACUGGCAACACAACGUCGACCGGUGCUGACUCCUCGAAUCCCACGUCAAGUCAAUCUAUUGGCUCCUCAAGCACAGCCGGU
Postia placenta MAD-698-R-SB12 is the source of this 555-nucleotide messenger RNA. RefSeq lists its product as hypothetical. The transcript is spliced from 4 exons. Lineage: Eukaryota; Fungi; Basidiomycota; Agaricomycetes; Polyporales; Adustoporiaceae. The record is from RefSeq and is a predicted model, not a curated record. The annotation marks the transcript as partial.